AAACCUCGCGAUAUUUGUAUGUCGUUGGCGGCUGAGGGCCCGUCCCUUCUGUACUGGAGAGCUGCUUCUGACAUUUGAAUGAAAAACAUCCUCCUAAAAGCGCAAAACAAUGGCUUCGGCUCUGGAGCAGUUCGUGAAUAAUGUGCGGCAACUCUCAGCUCAAGGUCAGAUGACUCAACUUUGUGAGCUGAUCAAUAAAAGCGGGGAGCUUCUGGCCAAGAAUCUCUCUCAUCUGGACACUGUUCUUGGAGCGUUGGACAUCCAAGAGCAUUCCCUCGGUGUUUUAGCUGUUUUGUUUGUGAAGUUUUCCAUGCCAAACAUCCCUGAUUUUGAGACCCUGUUUUCCCAAGUCCAACUCUUCAUCAGCACCUGCAACGGAGAGCACAUCCGAUACGCUACAGACACAUUUGCUGGUCUGUGCCACCAGUUGACAAACGCCCUUGUAGAAAGAAAACAGCCUUUGCGUGGUAUAAGUAUACUUAAACAGGCCAUAGACAAGAUGCAGAUGAACACAAACCAGCUUACCUCAGUGCAUGCAGACCUGUGUCAAUUAUGCCUAUUAGCGAAGUGCUUCAAACCUGCAGUCCCAUUCCUGGAGUUAGACAUGAUGGAUAUUUGCAAGGAGAACGGAGCGUAUGAUGCAAAGCACUUUCUAUGUUAUUACUACUAUGGAGGCAUGAUCUACACGGGUCUGAAGAACUUUGAACGGGCGCUGUAUUUUUUCGAACAGGCAAUAACCACUCCAGCAAUGGCAGUCAGUCACAUCAUGUUAGAAGCAUACAAGAAGUACAUCCUGGUGUCUCUCAUCCUUCACGGCAAAGUACAGCAGCUCCCCAAAUACACAUCACAGAUCGUGGGCCGAUUCAUCAAGCCCCUCAGUAACGCUUACCACGAGCUGGCUCAGGUCUACGCCACCAACAACCCCGCCGAGCUGCGCGCUCUGGUCAACAAACACAGCGAGACGUUUACACGAGACAACAACACCGGCCUGGUCAAACAAUGCCUGUCCUCGCUCUACAAGAAAAACAUUCAGAGGCUAACCAAGACGUUCUUGACAUUAUCCUUACAAGACAUGGCAAGUCGAGUUCAGCUCUCCGGUCCUCAAGAAGCCGAGAAAUACGUCCUACAUAUGAUCGAGGAUGGAGAGAUUUAUGCAAGUAUUAACCAGAAAGACGGCAUGGUCUGUUUCCAUGACAACCCAGAGAAAUACAACAACCCUGCGAUGCUCCACAAAAUCGACCAAGAGAUGCUGAAGUGUAUAGAAUUGGAUGAAAAACUAAAGUCCAUGGAUCAAGAAAUCACUGUAAACCCCCAGUUUGUGCAGAAGAGUAUGGGAAUGCAAGAGGAUGACGUCGGCAGCAAGACGUCGAGCUACUCUUGAGGCCGUCGGGCGGAUCGCUGCUUUGCCCACGUCCCCUUCCUCAUCCCAAAGCUGGAAAACCGUCAUGAGAGCAAAAUCAGUUUGAAUAUGGACUAUAUCGGAGGAAAACAUAAUUGUGUGGAAUGACCUUUUUUUUUUUUGUUCUGUCACAGCGCACCCUAAACAAGAACUUGUUUUUGUCAGUGUUUAUUUAUCAAUGCUUGGUUGACAUGCCACUGCAUCAUUUAUGGUCAUACAAAUAAAGAUACUGGACUCCUUUGUUCAAAAGAGUUGUGGACAUUGCAUUUGUAUACUUGUCUUUAUUGCAACACCACAAUGAUAACAAACCACCCUAAGAUCAUUUGAACGGGUAGACGCAUCGGCCGAAUAUUAUGCCGUCUGCAAAAUGUAUCUUCGGGCUUGUCGUCUCCAUUUAGUGCAUUGACAUUUACGUGAUCUUUCGACGGCUCAAAGACUGACAGCUUCUCUAAUUUCACACUCUUUCACCCAAAGACGGUUUCAACCUAACCGAAUGAUGCGUCGGUUGAUCUAAUGUUUCCUUCGCCCCGAAGCUGAACGUUGAGUGCCGUUCCUGCGGUGAUUCAGCAGAUGCGGCGACGUGGCUCGUGAUGAAGGCGUUGUGCUGUUAUUCCAGUCCUCUAGAGGUCUCUCAUGUUUUGGGCUUUGCCAUAAAUAGAUUACUCAUCAAAUACUUAGAAACUAUGGCUACUGGAGGCUGGAUUCCACAAAACUUGUUUAACCCCUGAAUUAAAAGAGAAUUAUGGGAAUAUGGUCUUGUAAUAUUAUUUAGAAACAGUUUAACUUUGGGGUGUAGCUACCAAAUUACAUGAUGAAUUUAAGGUUUGUCUUGUUAAAUUUAAAUUAAUUGUCUUGUAAUAUUUUUUCUAAGCAGUUAAUUU
Labeo rohita (rohu) is the source of this 2280-nucleotide messenger RNA. RefSeq names its product COP9 signalosome subunit 3 (gene cops3). Gene Ontology annotation, biological process: ubiquitin-dependent protein catabolic process. Bases 110 to 1381 code for a protein of 423 amino acids. The record is from RefSeq and is a predicted model, not a curated record. The transcript has 12 exons. Gene Ontology annotation, cellular component: COP9 signalosome. NCBI's taxonomy places the organism in Eukaryota, Metazoa, Chordata, Actinopteri, Cypriniformes, Cyprinidae.